Cryptococcus wingfieldii CBS 7118 is the source of this 921-nucleotide messenger RNA. RefSeq lists its product as hypothetical. The transcript is spliced from 2 exons. Lineage: Eukaryota; Fungi; Basidiomycota; Tremellomycetes; Tremellales; Cryptococcaceae. The record is from RefSeq and is a predicted model, not a curated record. The coding region runs from base 1 to 921 and encodes 306 amino acids.
AUGUCCAACACAAACAAAGAUCCCAUGAUAUUGAGCGACGAAGAGGUCGAUCAAUGUAACUUUAUUUUCUACGACCCCUCUACCAACGACUACACCUCAUUACCGACCGAUAUCCCACACUUUCUCUCCGCCUCUAGGCAGGUAUACGCCGAUAAUAUGGACACCGACCUCGUAUGGCCGGAAGAUCAGGAGAACGUGGCACUGGCGGAACCCUCGGCGGAUAAAAUGGAGAAAGCGCGACCCCCGGUGGACAGCUGGCGUACACAUGUUGAUGAGGUUAUUACGGGACUAGAGGAGUCUGCUAAAUUGACGGCGUGGUCACGUCAACAAUUGUCGUUUCUGCAGACGCGCCCAUCAAGUGGGCCUCGCUGGAUCCGAAAGGCAGCCACUAUCAACCGCAGAGUCAUUGCCGGCUUUGAACAAAGCCGCCCGGACGUCGUCCUGAGUGAUGUGGAAAAGGUGACAUGCUCGUUUUGGAACAGACGCUCCUAUAUCGCUUCUUGGACCUUGAAUCGCACUCGUCCGGGGAGUAAUGUCUCCCCAAUCGUGCUUCAAGAUGCGACUGCCGCCACUGCUGAUCGUGAUGACAGUAGGGCGGAAAUGCAUCUGGCGGGGGUUCCGCCAAUCACUGUGCCCGCCCAGAUGGCCGACACACGUGCUAUACGGUCGUUGAUCACCUCUGUCGACCUCAACGAAGGCGCUCUCGAGGACAUUCAAGGACAUCAAGGAAAUAGUGAAGCUAUCUCUGAGAGGCAGAUGUACGAGGUACGAGUCGCCAGUAACAGGAUCAGGCAGCUGUAUGAUGAAGAGACCUGGGGAGAGAAAGGUCCAGAGUUUCAAGAGCUGCUCGGGACAUGGAAUGAAUCGGUUCGGGCUUUACAAGAAGCAGGGGUAACUGAACUCCCUGAUCCGCCAGAGUAG